AUGGUCAUGUUUUGUAAUGUAAUAUGUAAUAUAUACACGUGAGUGUGACCUGAACCAGAUGAAAUAUUGCCAUGUUUCUGGAUUUUUUUGAUCUUCGGGAUGUUAAAGGAAAUCCUGACGGAGCGGAGCUAAUGUUGCUAAUGCUAGCUGCCCAGGAUGUCUAAACUGGAACGUCUGAAUGCCCGUGUGGCCAAACUGCUGACUGAGGCUGUGCAGGAGGUUCUGGAGCUGGUGAAAGAGACGGUCUGCGAGUACCAACAAAGAACCUUCAGAACACAGAGAGAAAACGAAAGUCUGAAAAGACAACUGCAGGAGCUGCAGGCCAGUCUAACCAAAGAAAACACAGCUGUUCUCUCUUCGACUAAGCCGUUUCUUGAGAAAACGGAUCACGCGGACGAGCGAAGCCAGGAUUUGCUCUUCUUUCAGAAUCAUCAACCAGAUGAAACUUCCACAGAGUCAACGCUGAUCAGCGCCGCUGAUCUCGGUGUGAAGCAGGAGCAACGCGCCGAUUACAAAUCAGGAGCUGAGCGCUGCAGAGCAACAAGCGAGGAAGUCCAGGCGUUGCACUGUGCAACCAGGGAAUCGGACUCUGCGUCGUCCAACAACGUCUGCAACUCUUACACUGGCGGGAUCCAGCUUCCUGCCAUCAAAACAGAAACGGAGCAGCAGCAGGAGGCUGGAUGUGUCGACUUGAGCUGCAGCUCUUCUAAAGACCUCGGUCCACAAGCCGGCGCAGAAAGAAACGGACUCGUCUUCGUCGAUUUAAAUCUCGCCCCCAAUGGGAGGCAUGGCGUCGUCAACGGCAACAGGGCCGGCACGGUCAACGGUAGGCAAAUCAGUUUGGAUCAUGUUUGCCGAAGCGGCCUCCAUCUCUGUGUCGUGUGCGGGAAAACGUUCAGCAGGGUGGCCAACCUGAGGAUCCACCAGCGGUGUCACACAGGGGAGAAACCGUACGGCUGCGUACAGUGUGGGAGGCGCUUCAGCCAGGCGGGAGACCUGAAGAAACACAGGAGGGUCCACACAGGGGAGAAACCUUACUACUGCAGCCAGUGUGGGAAGAGCUUCAGCCGAGGAGAGAACUUGAAGAGACACCAACGGAUUCACAUUGGAGAAACUCUGCAGCUGCAGCAAGCGUGGACAGAGCUGCAGUAGACGGACUCGGCACACUUUCUGCAUCUCAUCUUAUAGAUUUUAACAUAUUUGAUCAAGAUUUGUUUGGCUACAUUUCCACAGCAGGCAAAUGCGUCCCACAUUUGAUUUGAUUUGAAAUCGGAUUCCAGGAAAAUAAAAAAAGAAUUAACGCCAAGACCUGCUGUAUGAACGAAGCUUUAGUGUUCUUUGAAACAAAAUGUCCCACCAUCUUGCUACUCAGUCCAUCAAAUGCCUUCCUUUUUCACAUAUACACAGCUAUGAUGAAGCUUUGUGUAGGAAUUGCUGCAUGUGUGAGAUGAUUAAUCAGUUUAAUUGUGAUUAAUCAAAUAUGAAAAUAAUUGUCAACUAAUUUAGUCUCUUUUUAAUUAAGUGGAGUAUACGUACUCAAGAAAAAAAAGGUCAUUUGGUGAAGAAAUAACAUUCAUAGCAGUAAUUAAGACAAAACUAAACGAAAAAUUGUACGUUUUGCAUGUAAGAUGGAAAAAACAAACAAACAUGCUCCACUCAGAUCCUCUCAAGGACCAUAGUUUAAGCUUGAUCCAAUUCAAAUUCUGGGAAAACAUCUAUUACCAACCUUUUGCUAUCCAGUUAUUAAUCAGUUAAUUGAAAAACACAAGCAACAGAUUAAACUUACACUGUUAAUAAAGCAAAAAGGGUUUUUUAUGUUUCUUUUAGUUUCAGAUGCAUCCUUUGCUACAAAUGACCAAUGUUUGCCUAAAAACAUUGUAUUUUUUAUUUUAAAGUGAAUAUGAUUAUUUGCAUUUUUAAAAUCUGUUUCUAAUAAUACAUAAAACCAUUUUUAGUGUUUAAAUGAAAAAUCUGCACAAUGUGACAGUUAUGUCAUCCGAAAAAUCAUCAAAAUCAUCAAUAGAUUAAUCUGUUGCUAAAACGGCCCUGUAGUGACGCAGUGAGUUUUAACGGUGAUGAACUCCAGAUUAGUGCAUGAUGAAGGAAAAGUUAUUCUCAGUUCAUCAUCACAUUUAAACUGUUGUGACCUGAAUUCAUAUCCAGUAAAGCCGCUUCACCAUAUUUAAGCUGAUAAUUGUUGUUUACAUGGUGGGAAAUAUUUUUUUGUAACUUCUUCUCUGUAACCAUAAGACAUGCAGCGGCGCCUGUUACUAGUUGACUCCUUUGUCCUGCAGCCUAAACGGUUCAAACAUUUAUUUUUGAAAGACAAAAAAUGGCUGAGUUAAUUAUUUCUAGCCAGUUGAAUCUUUAACAGCCUUAUCAUUCAUUACAAACUUGUUGAAGUAGCCGAUGCUUUUUCUCCCACAUAGUUUAACCAGUUUGAUCAGUGGUUGGUAAUCUGACGGUAAUAUAUAAAUUUAAAGUGCAAACAUUACACAACUAGAUGUCUUGAUUUAAUUUCAAUUAACCAAUAAAGUUGGUUACAAAUAAUUCCUGUGAGUUACUUUUUGUUCUUUAUCUUUGUAAAUAUGGAGUUGUUAUAUAUAUAUAUAUGGCUCUGCACCCAGGGUGUCAUUCCAUCAGAGAGCAGGAUCAGAACUUUAAAAUAUUUCUAAUCACUAAAUAUUUAUUUUGCUGACUGAAAUUUUAGUUCUGAACUACUUAUUUUCCAAAUUAUGCAGGUAAUUGUCAA
This is a messenger RNA of Gambusia affinis (western mosquitofish), 2752 nucleotides long. RefSeq names its product zinc finger protein 568-like. The record is from RefSeq and is a predicted model, not a curated record. Gene Ontology annotation, cellular component: nucleus. Bases 157 to 1152 code for a protein of 331 amino acids. NCBI's taxonomy places the organism in Eukaryota, Metazoa, Chordata, Actinopteri, Cyprinodontiformes, Poeciliidae. The transcript has 3 exons.